AUGGAAUAUAAACAGGAGACUAUUCUUAUCUGGAAAAUAUUUAUUUGUCUUCUUUUUUUCAUUAUAAAUAUUAAUCGUAUAUCAGCAAAUAGUGAACCAAAGAUAAUUUCAACACAAAAUGAAAUAAUAGCUUAUGUUAAUCAUACAGCUAAACUAUCAUGUAUUAUACAAAAUCGAAAUCAACGACAUGUAACAUGGUCUCGUGUUCAUUUUAUGAAUGAAACUCAAAAAUUAAUUAAUCUUUUAUAUGUUGAUUUACUUAAAUAUACAUCAUUAAAUCGUUAUCAUUUAACACAUUUAGUUGAUAAAGAUAAUCGAGAUCAUUUAAAUCUUGAAAUACGUCAAAUUCAUUUAUCUGAUCAAGGUUAUUAUAGUUGUUUUGUAACAGCAAUUAAACCAAUAUCAGAAAUCUUUCAUCUUAAAGUUAUUGACAAUACACGUAAUGUUUCACUUGCUUUACGUUCAACAUUAGAUAUCCAACAAGAAAAAAAAGAAGAAAUAAAUUCAUUAUUAUCAUUAAUUAAUAUAUCAAUAUCGAACAUUUUUCUAAUGAUUAUUUUAAUAUUAAUUAUAUGA
This is a messenger RNA of Rotaria sordida, 576 nucleotides long. NCBI's taxonomy places the organism in Eukaryota, Metazoa, Rotifera, Eurotatoria, Philodinida, Philodinidae. The record is from the annotation of a GenBank genome assembly.